CUCUCGCAAGUCAAGCGUCUCGUCUGACCCGACCACUCUUUAAAGCGCCGCCUCUUCCUCCAUCAUGAGCUACAUUCAUUCCAAACUCACCCCUCGUACGCCUACCCACAUUCCCAUUCCCAUUCCCAUUCUUCACAUUCGCACCUUGGCUCUCAUUCCCCGACCUCUAGGCAUCUGGUUCAGCCUUAUGAAGAGCGGCCUCCUCUUCGCCUCGCGUACACAGCGCGUGCUGGUGCAUCCCAUGAGCAAUCAGAACAACCACAGCUCCAACAGCUGGAGCCCCAGUCGCAGCAACAAGGACGGCGUCAACGAGCAGGGCCUUGAGGCGUUUCAGCGGACCGUGGGUGAGCGAUUGGGUGCCCUAGCUGAGGAUUCCGCAGACGGGGAAGCACUGCUGUCAUUGGCCUGGGUGCGGCAGGUUGUGGGGACUGUCCUGAGCUGUGAGUCGGACUUCAAGACUCUGGUAGUGCAGCCAAAGCCCCCGCUUUCCAAGGCUGAGGAGCGAAUCGCAGAUGAUUUCUUGGAGCGCAGCGUUAAAGCCCUGGACCUCUGUAACGCCAUCAGGGAUGGUAUUGAUCAUGUCCGCCUUUGGCAGAAGCAUGUGGAGAUUGUCUUGUGCGCGCUGGACGUGAGGCACCGGUCCCUGGGUGAAGGGCAACUCCGGCGCGCACGUAAAGCCCUUGCUGACCUAACCCUAGCCGUGGACGACAAAGAGCCCUCCGCUGCCGUGCUUGCUCAGUACCGGCACCGGUCUUUUGGGCGGCCUGUGGGGUCUUCUAACUCUGCCUGCCACUUCCGUUCUUUGUCGUGGUCUGUGUCUCGGACCUGGUCCGCUGGGCGUCAGCUGCAGGCCAUGGGAUCGAAUCUGGUCCCGCCCAAGAACACGGAGAUCGCAGCUAGUAACGGAUUUUCCGUUCCGGCUUACACCAUGAGCGCCAUCAUACUGUUUGGGAUGUGGACUCUGGUGGCUGCCAUCCCUUGCCAGGAUCGUGGCCUCCAGACCCACUUCUCUUUUCCCCGGACUUUCAUCUGGGCCUCGCCCUUGCACUCCAUCUAUGAUAAGGUCAUGGAGGAGUCGAGAAAGCGUGACCGCCGGGGCAGCUCUGUUGGGCUUUUGAAGGAAAUUUCACAGAUUUCUUCCUGUAUACGUCGUCUUUCCGAGCUCAUUGAUUCUCCGCUGACGGACAACCAGGAUCAGGAGGUCAGGAAGGAGGUUUUACGGCUGAUGCAGGUCUGGGCUACUGUGAAAGAGGGCCUCGACCCACUUGAGAAACAGGUCAGAGAUCUCUUUCACAGAAUUGUGAGCACUAGAACCGAGGUUCUCGAUUCCAUGAGCCGAACCAUACCUGAGAGGUGAGGAAAACAUUAAAUUGGCUCGUCAAUGCUUCUCUACUCUCUGUACAGUUUUCCAUGGGGAUUGUAUUACAAUUAAAGAACGAUCAAAAGAAUAGGAGUCUGUGGGUGGGCAGUUGUUCCUAGAUUAUCCUUCGCGGGAGGGGAAGAUUCGAAAGAGGGGAAAUUUUCUACGGGGCUGUGUUCUCCUGCAGGGCUCUCGUGAUGUAAAUCAGGGAUCGGAUUGAUUUCUUUCAAUCGUCUCUAUUUUCUUUUCUUUUCUUUUCUCUUUGGUCAUUUUUCUAAAAAAAUGUAUUUGUGCCAUAUAAACAAGUAUAUAUGAAAUCUAUUAUCAGUUGCUCAAA
Molecule: messenger RNA, 1697 nt
Organism: Cryptomeria japonica (Japanese cedar)
Lineage: Eukaryota; Viridiplantae; Streptophyta; Pinopsida; Cupressales; Cupressaceae
Product: protein BYPASS1-LIKE
Exons: 1
Coding region: 65-1357 (430 amino acids)
Source: RefSeq, a predicted model, not a curated record